AUGAAGACUAAUGGAGUGAGCAAAGAUGUGGAAACAAAGGUCUCACAGCAAGCAUUCCGACGCCGACAGUCAGAAUAUAUCAAACAGCUGGAGCGGAAGGCCAAAGAUCACAAACCGGACAAUGAGCGCAUCAUUGAGCUAGAAAGGGAGAACCAAUCCCUCCGUGAGAGUCUGAUCCACUGCCACACUAAGCUGGAGAGUUUGCGCACAACGAUAUGCUCCCUCGGCGAUGGUAUCACCCGAGCUCUAGAUGAUUCGGUGAGCCAUCUUCUUAUGAGCCCAUGUCACCCGCAUAUUUGGGUAUCGCUAACGAUGAGUCAGGGUCAAACCAGCAAGUCAACAAUAAACAACGAGGUUGCCGAGAUUGCCGCACCAAUAGAGGUCCCUUCUCCAGAUCCUCCAUUACCAAACCCUGAUCCGAUCUGCGAUAAUGAAGUUUCAGAUAUCGGAUUCGAGUCGCCAUUUGAUCUAGGCCUGUUCAAACGCUCAGGCCAGAACGUGAAGAUUGAUAAUUUCGAGACGCCAAAAACACCAGAUUUCACUUAUUCUGAAUUGAUACAUCAGCCUGAACCAAGAAUUUUAUCGCCAUUGCCGAAUAUUUGGACACAUCAAUACCAGAUGGGUCCUACGCCCUAUGUCGACGCGCUCGGUGCGAAUGAAGCAAUAGCCGAGCACUUGAAAAUAGACUGGACGCCAUCAAAUUCUCCAUUUUCAGAGCAUGUCAGUGCAUUGAAAAAUAUUCUCCGAGAAAAAUGGGACGGAAUGGGUCGAAGCCCCGAGUCCUACCCCGAUCUGUAA
Molecule: messenger RNA, 798 nt
Organism: Penicillium brevicompactum
Lineage: Eukaryota; Fungi; Ascomycota; Eurotiomycetes; Eurotiales; Aspergillaceae
Product: bZIP transcription factor
Exons: 2
Coding region: 1-798 (265 amino acids)
Biological process (GO): regulation of DNA-templated transcription
Molecular function (GO): DNA-binding transcription factor activity
Source: RefSeq, a predicted model, not a curated record